GAAUUAAUGCUUUCUAUUUUCCUUACUAUUUAAUCCAUAGUCUCCGUUCCCAAAACUUGGAUUUUUAUUAUUUUAUUACACUUUUUUAUAGUGUUUUUACAAGUCCCCUGUCGUUUCUCCCAAUCUCUCUCUCUCUCUCUCUCUCUCUCUCUCUCUUUCUUCCAAUCUAUUGCCUUUCACAAUCACCAACAGGGGAUGCUAGCAGCCACCCUCUCAUCAAUAAUUCUCUCUCGGGGUAGUGGAAAAUUCCAUCUCUUUCUUCCUCUUCCUCUCCCUCUCUCUCUCUCUCUCUCCAUCCAUUUCUCUUUCUCUUUCUUUUUAUUUUUCUCCUCUCAAAGUGUACCGUGGGUUGCAGAAGUGACUUCUGUGAGCUUUGUGAAGUAAGCCAAAAUCUAGGUUGUGUGCUGGUAAAGCUUUGUGGACUUGGUUUUGAGUGGAUCUCUCUGUGGCUGAGUUGAUUUUAGUUAACAAAGGCCUUGGUUAUUGGAUGAUUUGAAGUUUUAUCAGGGCUAACAGAUACUAGAAGAAACUUGAAGCUUUGGUUGACUCAGAGAUUUCCUCAAGUUUCGGACUUAUUUGGACUCGUAUAUUGGAAUAAUGAUGAUGUUUGAUGAGAUGGGGAUUUGUGGUGAUAUGGAUUUCUUCAGUGCUCCCCUUGGGGAAAAAGAUGUGGCGGCCUCACAAACUGAACCAGAGGCGACAGUGGAGGAUGAUUAUACUGAUGAAGAAAUUGAUAUGGAUGAACUUGAGAGAAGGAUGUGGAGGGACAAAAUGCUUCUCAAACGGCGUAAAGAACAGAAUAAGGGCAAGGAGGGGAUUGAUAUGGCCAAACAGCGCCAGUCCCAAGAACAGGCAAGGAGAAAGAAGAUGUCAAGGGCACAGGAUGGAAUAUUGAAGUACAUGUUGAAGAUGAUGGAAGUGUGUAAGGCUCAAGGUUUUGUUUAUGGGAUUAUUCCAGAAAAGGGAAAACCGGUAACUGGGGCAUCUGACAAUCUUCGAGAAUGGUGGAAGGAUAAAGUCAGGUUUGAUCGUAAUGGUCCCGCGGUUAUUGCAAAGUACCAGGCAGAUAAUUCGAUUCCUGGCAAGAAUGAUGGCUGUAACUCAAUCGGCCCAACACCACACACCUUGCAAGAACUUCAAGAUACAACUCUUGGUUCUCUUUUGUCUGCACUGAUGCAACACUGUGAUCCUCCUCAGAGGCGAUUUCCUUUAGAGAAAGGUGUUCCCCCACCAUGGUGGCCUACUGGAAAUGAGGAAUGGUGGCCACAACUGGGAUUGUCCAAAGAGCAAGGUCCACCUCCUUAUAAGAAACCUCAUGACUUGAAGAAGGCUUGGAAAGUGGGGGUUCUUACUGCAGUAAUCAAGCAUAUGUCUCCUGAUAUUGCCAAGAUUCGCAAGCUUGUAAGGCAGUCGAAGUGCUUGCAGGACAAGAUGACAGCAAAGGAAAGUGCAACAUGGCUUGCUAUCAUUAACCAGGAGGAGGCCUUGGCCCGAGAGCUUUACCCUGAUUCCUGCCUACCUUUGUCCUCAGGUGGAGGAAGUGGGUCUUUUGUUAUAAAUGACUGCAGUGAGUAUGAUGUUGAAGGGGCUGAAGAUGAGCCAAACUUUGAUGUGCAAGAGCGCAAACCUGAGAAUCUCAAUUCAUCUAUUCUGGGCAUGGAUAGAAUGAGGGCCGUCCAACAACCACCUUAUACUCUUAAAGGAGAAGUUAUGAAUAAUUUGGAUUUCAUGCGAAAAAGGAAACCAUCCAAUGAUCUAAACAUGAUGGAACACAAGAUCUACACUUGUGAGUUCCUCCAGUGUCCUUAUGGUGAACUUCGCUUGGGUUUUCAUGACAGGACUGCCAGGGACAACCAUCAAUUGACUUGUCCAUAUAGAAACUCCUCUGCACAGUUUGGUGGUUCGGAUUUUAAUGUUAAUGAAGUGAAACCAGUUAUUUUCCCUCAACCUUUUGCGCAAUCAAAUCCAGCUGCACCAACUAUUAUUUCUGCUCCAACAUCAUUUGAUCUAUCAGGACUUGGAGUUCCAGAAGAUGGACAGAAAAUGAUCAGUGAGCUUAUGUCCAUAUAUGAUAACAACAUUCAAUGCAACAAGAAUAAGAAUCCCGGUAACAAUCCAGUUACAGAAGGUCAAAAUCUUCUUCAGCCGAAAAUCCAACAGCAACAGGAUGAAUUCUUCCGCGGUCAAGGAGUAAUGAUGGAGGGAAACUUCUUCGAGGAUUCCAGCAUGACCCAUAAUAAUCAGAUGUUUCCACAAGGGGAAGGUCAGUUUGACCGGUUUAAUGGCUUGAAUUCUCCGUUCGAGACCAACCACAAUAACAAUAACUUCCAGUUGAUGUUUGGGUCUCCAUUCGAUUUGUCUUCUUUAGAAUAUAAGGAAGAUCUACAAGCAGUUGGGAUGGAUACCAUGCCAAAGCAGGAUGUUCCAAUCUGGUUCCAGUAGCAAAGUUCAAGGCCAAAAGUGUAUUCCAUCCACUUAGCGCUACCAAGCACACCUUGUUCUUGCGGGGGAAAUCUAACUUACUCCCCUCCUUGGCAUGCCCGACAUCCCCAAGGCCUGGCGACACAUGCACUAGCUAAAACUUUUUUUUACUUGGUUAUUGUAUUUUCCGUCCUGUCUGUAGCUGUGGAAGUUAGCAAGUUUAGCAGGUCUUCAUUUGGGCUUCAAUAAAACGUGGAAAGUCUCACAAUCCUGCUACUGAUUUAUAUAGAAUGUGACUGUCUCAUAAAUAAAUUAGGUGUAUUGUCUUUGUGGUUUUUUUCCCGUCAUUGUUACUUUUAAUCUGUUUCUACAA
Durio zibethinus is the source of this 2794-nucleotide messenger RNA. The record is from RefSeq and is a predicted model, not a curated record. Lineage: Eukaryota; Viridiplantae; Streptophyta; Magnoliopsida; Malvales; Malvaceae.